AACAAAAGGAGAAGCCUUUGGAACUCAAAAUCUCUGCAACAGAACGCGGAAAAAAGCAAGCUGAGGAAAAUGAUUAAGCUGCAAACAUAUGCGGGGCUUAGUUUAGUUGCUACUCUGGCUGUUAUCUAUCAUGCGUUUAACAGUAGAGGCCAGUUCUACCCAGCUACAGUUUAUCUAUCAACGUCCAAAAUCAGUUUGGUGCUCCUCCUCAACAUGGGUCUAGUCAUCAUGUGCAUUCUGUGGCAACUAACUAAGCGUGUUUUUCUUGGGACCCUACGAGAAGCUGAGGUUGAGAGACUGAAUGAGCAAUCAUGGCGGGAAGUCAUGGAAAUACUUUUUGCAAUAACUAUUUUCCGACAGGACUUUUCAGUUACUUUUCUUGCUAUGGUUACUGCUCUUCUGUUAAUCAAAGCUUUACAUUGGUUGGCCCAGAAGAGAGUUGAGUACAUUGAGACAACCCCUUCGGUUCCUAUGUUGUCUCAUAUCCGUAUUGUAUCAUUUAUGGGCUUCCUUCUUAUCCUAGAUAGUCUCUUUCUGUACAGUUCUUUAAAGUAUUUGAUACAAACACGGCAGGCUUCAGUUUCCCUCCUCUUUUCUUUUGAGUACAUGAUACUCGCAACAACAACUGUGUCAACAUUCGUAAAAUAUGUUUUCUAUGUCAGUGACAUGCUUAUGGAAGGACAAUGGGAGAAAAAAGCUGUCUACACCUUUUACUUGGAACUUAUACGAGACUUGCUUCACUUGUCUUUGUAUCUGUGCUUCUUUCUUGUGAUUUUCAUGAAUUAUGGUGUGCCUUUGCACUUGAUUCGGGAGCUCUAUGAAACAUUCCGUAACUUCAGGGUCCGUAUUGCUGAUUACAUUCGUUAUAGGAAGAUGACUUCAAAUAUGAAUGAUCGUUUUCCAGAUGCAACGCCUGAAGAACUUGAUGCAAGUGAUGCAACCUGCAUCAUUUGUCGUGAGGAGAUGGUUACAGCCAAGAAACUAAUUUGUGGACAUCUUUUUCAUAUGCAUUGUCUCCGUUCAUGGUUAGAGCGACAGCAUACUUGUCCUACUUGCAGAGCCCUAGUUGUACCCCCUGAAAAUGGGACAACUACUGCUGGAGGGCAACAUGGGCCACGGUCUGAUUUUCAUCAACAAGCAAGUACAUCCACACAGGGUUCGACUGGUGAUGUAGCAGAUGAUAAUUUGAAUUGGCAUCGGGCCAGACUCCAAGCUGCUGCUUCAGCUGCCGCAAUAUAUGAAAAAUCUCUUGUGUACCCUUCUCCAAAUACACUAGUGUGGUCCCCUGGAUAUGUAUCACUCCCCCAGGCAUCUGGUGCCACCAUGAACUAUGGAGAUAGACUCAGUGGUGAUCUAAACAUACCGGGCUCUCAGAUGGAAGCUCAGAAGAAAUUUCUUGAAUACCAUAUUGAGGUCCUGCAAAACCAGCUCCAACUUCUACAGAAACUAUCGAAACCAGAGGAAGGCAUGGGCAUGGCCCCCACUGCAUCAUCAGCUGGCAAGGGAAAGGACGUUGCUUCUUCAUCUUCUUCUGUUCCAGACUCGGGUCAUCAUGGAGAAAUUGAAGAAACUGAUACAUAGGCCUCAACUCUCAUUUAGAGAUGUGUAUCGCAAGGAGACUAGAGGCGGUGGAUAUAGAAGAAACACCGAAACAGGCAUAGUGUUUUUCUCUGAAAGCUGUGUUAGUCACCCUUAUACUUGAGGUCUGGUAAUCUCUCUCAAGAGGCAUUGUAUGAAUCAACUUUCCCUUAUCGAGUCUUGCAAAGAACAUUGCCCCAAGUACAAUACCAGCUUGUGUCAAAUUUUCUAGCUGACAGGGCUCAGUGUAAGAUGUUCAUAUGCAGCGCUGGCCCAUACAUUAUGUUUUUCUUUGAUCUUUUCUUUCCUUUCACUUUCCCCAACCUUCCUUAAGGUUCUUUAGUUUUGUUAGUUGACAGGAUUGAAUUCUGCCAAAUUUGUGCAUUGUUUCUCCAGUUUAUA
Messenger RNA from Vitis riparia (riverbank grape), 1980 nucleotides. RefSeq names its product ERAD-associated E3 ubiquitin-protein ligase HRD1B-like. Bases 70 to 1581 code for a protein of 503 amino acids. Lineage: Eukaryota; Viridiplantae; Streptophyta; Magnoliopsida; Vitales; Vitaceae. The transcript has 9 exons. The record is from RefSeq and is a predicted model, not a curated record.